UCUACUAACUAAGAUUAUCAUAUAAUUUUGUCUUUAUAUUUCUUUCUUGCUAGGCAUAAAGCUACCUAGUUUGAGCUGUGUUCUUCAGUUAAAUUGGAGUCAUGUGUUUGUCUAUUUCUUCCAUCACAUGAAACAUAUAGAAUAUGAUUUUGUCUUCCUCUUAGGAUUAAACCCCAUUCCUUUUGAAUUUCUCUUACAAACAUAUGGUUGUUCAUCACUAUUCUUGGUUCCAAAUAGAUAACAUCACAGACCAAGAUUGAGACCUCUAUCGAGUUCCCUUCAAGGCAUUUAUAGUUAAACCAACUAUUCCAUUUAGAUUACUGCAUCACUUAUGAGCUGCUAGCACUCUUCGGCUCAAUUUUUAUAGAGAUUGAUCAGAAGUUGACAUGAGUAUGAGUGAACAAUUUGGUUCAGAAAGAUCAAAUCCAUGGAACAUUCACUCAAGUUCAGAACCUAGUCCUUCCCAAACACAAGUUAACAGACAAGGACAAUGGAAGAACUUUGGCACAUCGAUGGAUGCCAUUUCUUUUGGUUUUGUUGCUACAGCUAUCCUCAUAUCUAUGUUUCUCAUCAUGGCCAUCUUUGAACAUCUCUUCAAGCCUAGCCCCCCCUUCUCUUCGGCUCAAGAUAGUAGAAACAGUUCCUUGGAGUUGGGCUCGAUUCAGAAACGUGCAAGUUCACAAACAGUAGAAACACCAUAUCCGUCAGAUUACACAGUUUUGAUGCCAGGACAACAGUAUCCUACCUUCAUUGCCAAGCCAACUCCACUGCCUUGUCCAAGGGAAGGGGUUUAUUGGCCUUCCCAUGGACAUAGUUUCCCCUUCUCUUAAUGUUUCUAAAAGAAUAGUUAAUUUUAUCAUAUGUUUAAAUCCUAGAAAGAAUAUUUAUGUAAUCUUAAAAAAUGUCACCAAUCCCAUAAUCUAGCACUCUGUUACCCUACUCUGACAUGUAAAUUAGCUGUCAGACGAAAACUGAAGUUUUGCACAUUAGGAAGAAGGAAAAUUUGGGUUGACGUUGGAUUGAUUUUGUGUAACAUACUGUCUUUUCGUCUAUUGACUGAGUUCCGCUUUUUA
Nicotiana attenuata is the source of this 1073-nucleotide messenger RNA. RefSeq lists its product as uncharacterized. The transcript has 3 exons. The record is from RefSeq and is a predicted model, not a curated record. NCBI's taxonomy places the organism in Eukaryota, Viridiplantae, Streptophyta, Magnoliopsida, Solanales, Solanaceae. The coding region runs from base 387 to 830 and encodes 147 amino acids.